Chenopodium quinoa (quinoa) is the source of this 2597-nucleotide messenger RNA. Its product is annotated as BTB/POZ domain-containing protein At3g50780-like. Bases 657 to 2279 code for a protein of 540 amino acids. The record is from RefSeq and is a predicted model, not a curated record. Gene Ontology annotation, molecular function: protein binding. The transcript is spliced from 2 exons. NCBI's taxonomy places the organism in Eukaryota, Viridiplantae, Streptophyta, Magnoliopsida, Caryophyllales, Amaranthaceae.
ACAUGAAAAGAAUUUAAAAAAUGUUGUCUUGUCUGGUACGAGUAUAUAUUAUGUACUGGGACCAAGGGAAUCCACCUCCAGUAAACCAAUUUUUUCUGCGCAAAAAAAAACUAAAAUCCAACACAAAAACUGUUUCUGUAAGGCGUGCUUUGUUUGAUCAUUCUCUCUCAAUCUUUCUCUCUCUAUAUUUUACUCGUACAAUGCAAAGAUAAAGCAAAAAAGUGUUGUUUGUACAGAUACCCACACUACUAAAGUUUUUUGCAACAUUUUCUUCUUAUAAACCCACCUUACAAAUUAUUCUUUCCAUUGUUUUUAUCUUUUUGUAAUUUUUUUUCUGGGUUUUCUGAAUUAUUUUCUGGGUUUUUGCAAAAUUUGGUUCAUCCUUAAGGUCAGUUCUUCCAUGCCAAAAGGGUUAAUUAGUAAUUUCCUAGACUGAUAUUUUUUUUUUUGGUUCUUGUUUGUUUUUAGUCAAAAAGUUGGUUGGAAUUUUCUUUUAUUUGGUUUGUUGGUUGAAAAUUUUAAUGGGUUUGGUUGAAACUUGUAUGAUCAGCUGAAAUUCUGGGUAAUUUACAUAAAUUACAGAUUUUUAUUUGUAUUUUUUUUUAUCAUAAUCAGAAAACUGGGUUUCUGAGUUUUUUUUUUUUGGUAGUGAAAUUAUGUCUGAAGUAAAAGUUAGUAAAGGUGGAACAAAGAUCAGAAAUGUACCAAUUGCUGUAACUCCAGAAGGUUUCUGGUGUUGUCCUUCACCUGUUGUAUUCCAAAAAAAUCUCAAAACACAACAUCCAUUGAACAAAUCAAAACCACCACCAAAUCCAUCUUCCCCAACACUACCAAGCAGUGGCGAAUCAAUAAAAAAGAAACCGACAACAAACUCACACGAAAGAAAACCGUCUUCGCCAAGCCGGGCGAAGAUGGUCCCUUCAGAUGAUCAUAAGAGUACCAAUGAUAGUACUACCCCUGCCUCUAAUGUGGCAGAGGGAGUUGUUGAGAGAACAACACAUAGGAAUAAGAGUGAGAGUUUGCCUAAAAAGGUUUCAAUUGAGUUUGGUGAAUCAGGGACUAGUGAUAUGAAGGUUGUGUUGUAUGGGAAGCAUGGAUUUUCGGUUAAAUUGAAUGUUCAUAAGGAUGUUCUUGUGGAAAAUAGUAGUUUUUUUGCUGAGAGAUUGGCUGAGCAAGAGUCUGAUGUUGCAUCACUUCAGAUUUUGGAAUGUGAAGAUGUUGAAAUUUAUGUUGAGUGUGUUGGUUUGAUGUAUUCUAAGGAUAUGAAGCAAAGGCUACUUAAGCAAAGUGUUCAACGAGUGCUUCGUGUUCUUAAGGUUGCAGAGGUAAUUGGUUUUAGCUCGUGUAUCAAGGCGUGUUUAGAUUACCUGGAAGCUGCCCCUUGGGUUGGGGAGGAGGAAGAGGAGAAAGUGGUGUCUUCAGUUCUGAGACUUCAGAGUGAGGGUGUUGGUGUAAAUCCUGUCCUGAAACGAGUCUCUUCGCAAAUCUCAAGACCUCCAAAAGACACACUAUCUCAAAUUGUGGAACUUGUUCUAAAGAGUAAUGAAGAGAGAGGUCGGCGUGAAAUGAAGUCCGUUGUUCUUAAACUUCUUAGGGAGAAUAACAGCAGCUCAGAUUGUGAUAGCUCACCUGAUAUCUGUUAUGAAACAAUUUAUGCUUCAUGCAGAAGCUGCUUAGAUUCAUUAUUAUCCCAUUUCAAGCGGGCAACCGGUCCUGAGUUUAGUGACCGGCCAAUGGACAAUCAGGAUCCUACCGCCAAGCAAAUUGCUCUAGAAGCAGACAACCUUGCCUGGUUGCUGGAUAUUUUGGCUGAAAGACAGUUAGCUGACGAGUUUGCCCUCAUGUGGGUGUGCCAACAGGAGCUAGCAGGCUUACAUCAUAAGCUUCCUGCUAUGACUCGCUACCAUGUUAGCUGCAUAACAGCAAGGUUGUUUGUUGGGAUUGGCAGGGGGGAGCUGCUACCAUCUAAAGAUACCCGGCAUAUGCUAUUGCAAACGUGGUUGGAGCCAUUGACCAAUGACUACAGCUGGUUGAAUCAUGGGUGCAGAUCAUUUGAUCGGAAGGUGGUGGAGGAAGGGAUUGGGAGGACAAUCUUGACUUUACCCCUUGAGGAACAGCAGAGUAUUCUGCUCUCUUGGUUGAGCAAUUUCCUAAAAUCGGGUGAUAAUUGCCCGAAUCUUCAAAGAGCAUUUGAGGUUUGGUGGCGGAGGACCUUCAUUAGGCCAUAUGCUGAGCCACGAGUAAAUCAAGGUCAGUCAGAUAACUCAAUGACUUCAUAGGGUGUAGACUAAAAUAAUUACCUCGAGAAAGUAAUUCAUACAGGUAUAUGUACAAUGCUGAUUGUGUUUAUUGUUUGAAGAGUGGUUUCUUAACUUGAAAUUUGGAGUGACAUGGUGUUGUAGUUUAUGUACCUUGACCCACCAAAUUGUUGGGAUGAGGAUGCUAUUAGGAAGUUUGAGUCCUGUGAAUCCAAUAUUGUGUUUAUAAGCUGAUAUAUAUAGCUGUGGUUAUCUUCAUGAUAUCAGAAUUGGUGAAUAAAAAUGUUAACCAAUUCCAAGUGAUUCCGAUUAAUAUUAGUCCUUCUUAGAAUGCUUGUA